CUGUAGAUCUACUCUUCAAAACACAUUUCAGGGUUUGGAUCUAAAAUUUUGAAAUGUUUGGCCAAGGCAGAGGUUACCAGUGGCCCCCAGGCUGUCCUCCUCCGCCGGGCCCAGGACCAUGUCCCCCACCACCUGGCCCACCAUGUCAGCCCUACCCUCCUCCACGUGGUCCACCUGUAUGCCCAGGGCCAGGGCCAGGACCACGUCCCCCGCCACCUGGCCCACUAUGGCCAGGACCACGUCCUCCAUCCCCUGGCCCACCAUGCCAGCCCUAUCCUCCUCCAUGUGGUCCACCUGCAUGCCCUCCUGUAUACCCACCUUAUGAAGGGCCAGGGCCAGUAGUACAUCCUCCAUCCCCUGGCCCACCCUACCCUCCUCCAUGUGGUCCACCGUUAUGCCCUCCUGUAAACCCACCUUGUGGAGGGCCAGGGCCAGUAGUAUGUCCUCCAUCCCCUGGUCAUGGUCAUGGUCAUGGCCAUGGUCAUGGGCAUCACGGCCAUGGUCAUGGUCAUGGUCAUGGUCAUGGGCAUCAUGGUCAUGGUCAUGGGCAUCAUGGUCAUGGUCAUGGGCAUCAUGGUCAUGGUCAUGGGCAUCAUGGUCAUGGGCACGGGCAUCAUGGACACGGUCAUGGUCAUGGUCAUGGGCAUCAUGGUCAUGGCCACAGGCACAGGCAUGGAAACCCGUAUCCCCCUGGUUACCCCAAUCAUCCUCAGCAGAUGCCAGGAGGUUAUCCUAAUUGUCCUCCAGGCGCUGUCCCACCACCUCACGGCCCUCCUCAGCCCCAUGGCCCACAUGGAGGUCAUCCUGGGCACGGACCUGGCCCUGGUUAUGGACCUGGCCCUGGUUAUGGACCUGGCCCUGGUUAUGGACCUGGCCCUGGUUAUGGACCUGGCCCUGGUUAUGGACCUGGCCAUGGACACGGACAUGGACAUGACCAUGGACACGGACAUGGACAUGACCAUGGACACGGACAUGGACAUGACCAUGGACACGGACAUGGGCACAAGGACAAGCACAAGCACAAGCACAAGCAUGGUCACAAGCAUGACAAAUGUCACAAGAAAGGAAAGAAGACGCAUGGGUCCUCCAGCAGCUCCUGCAGCAGCGACUCUGACUAGAUGAAAAUUCUUGGAAGUGAGAGAGAGCUGAAACCUGGAAACCUUCAUCCUCCUAUCUUUUCAUCAUCCCACUGCCUACAGCUUCUUCAUGUAUAAACUUAAAAAUACAUUGUGUCAAUCUAAACUGACCUAACAAAAACCAUCUAGAUUUAUUGUUUAAAAAAAUGCUGAUUGUAAAAACAUGUAUUUAGCUUUAACAUUUUAAUUUUGCCACCUGAGAAUAUAGUUAUUGAUGGUUGUGCAUGUCAAAUGAACAACAUUUUGAAUAUAAUUUAUGAUGACUGUGACGUUCUAAUAUGGAAAAUGUGUAAACUUUGGUCUGAGACACAUUACAGACAUUGCAUUCAUGACUGUGUUUGCAAGAAAAAAAUAAAAAAGAUUUCUAUGCAUAGGCUGUUCUAGUACAA
Molecule: messenger RNA, 1525 nt
Organism: Amphiprion ocellaris (clown anemonefish)
Lineage: Eukaryota; Metazoa; Chordata; Actinopteri; Pomacentridae
Product: proline-rich protein 2-like
Exons: 5
Coding region: 54-1118 (354 amino acids)
Source: RefSeq, a predicted model, not a curated record